This is a messenger RNA of Colletotrichum spaethianum, 357 nucleotides long. Its product is annotated as long chronological lifespan protein 2. Bases 1 to 357 code for a protein of 118 amino acids. The transcript has 2 exons. The record is from RefSeq and is a predicted model, not a curated record. Lineage: Eukaryota; Fungi; Ascomycota; Sordariomycetes; Glomerellales; Glomerellaceae.
AUGCGCUUCUUCGCCUCCCUCCCGUUGGUCCUCCUGACCCUGAUCAGCUCGGCCCAGGCCCAGUUCGGCUUCUUUGAUCAAAUGUUCGGCGGCCAGCAGCAGCAACAGCAGCCCCAGAACGUCCCCAGCGACCCCUCGCAGUACCAGCAAAGAUACGACGGAUCCUACUGCGAACACUACCUCUGCCCCGACACCCUCGCCUGCGUCCACUUCCCCCACCACUGCCCCUGCCCCUGGCCUGCGAACCAAGACAAGGUCGAGCUCACCGAAGGCAGCCGGAUCUGCGUUUCGAAAGGUGGAUUCGCUGCUGGCGAGGCGGCGAGGAAGGUUGAGCUGGCGCGCAAGGGCCUGUUGUAA